Messenger RNA from Prunus avium (sweet cherry), 1296 nucleotides. NCBI's taxonomy places the organism in Eukaryota, Viridiplantae, Streptophyta, Magnoliopsida, Rosales, Rosaceae. The record is from RefSeq and is a predicted model, not a curated record.
AUGUAUGAAUAUAGCAAUAUUGUCAGUACUGCUUUGUCUUGUGCUUCUACUUCCCUUAAAAUGCCUUCUGUUUUUCAUGUUCCCAAGCUCUCUGCAAAUCUUUUAUCUGUGAACCAGUUAUGCAAAGAUAAUCAUUGUAUCAUAAGCUUUGAUUCUGCUGGUUUCUGUAUACAGGACAAGACAACAAAGGACAAGAUAACAAAGGUAAUUCUUCUAAAAGGCUCUAGCUGUAAUGGCUUAUAUCCGAUUCCUUGUAAAGUUCCAUAUGCCCGGUUCUCGUUUUCUAGUCCAACCGCUUAUCUUGGUCAGCGUCUUACAUGUCCAUACACCCCACAGCAGAAUGGUAUGGCUGAGAGGAAAAACAGACAUGUUGUAGAGACUGACCUAACUCUCUUGACUGCUGCUAAUAUGCCUGGACAGUUUUGUCACUGGCAAGUUUUUGAUAUAGUCACUGACAAGUUUGUCAUCUCCAGACAUGUGAUUCAUGAUGAAUCUAUUUGGCCUUUCAAGUCAUUACGGCUCAGAUCAAUGUCUGCCUCUGUUUCUGAACCUCCAGUAGCAAUGCCACCUAUUUUCUUUCCUUUGCCUUUGCAAGAAGAUUCACCUCAUGCUACAACAGUCGCACCGCCAGCUUCUUCAACAUUGUCUUCCUCUGAAAUCUUCUCAUCUUCUACUUUUGCAUCCCCUUUUGAACAACAAUUAAGUGGUUCAGAAUCAGUUCUUGUUCCAGAGGUUCAUCAUCCCCUUUUAGGUGAUCCUCACCUGCUAGUUUUACCUCCUCUUGAGCAUUCAUCUUCGGGUACUUCCUCUUCUGAUUCUUUACCUAUCUUUCCUAUUAAUACUCAUCCCAUGCAUACUAGACUUAGGGAUGGCAUAGUACAGAAGAAACAGUUUCUUGACUAUGUGGGGUAUUAUACAUGUUUGAAUGCUCGUAUUGAAUUAGAUGAACUAGUAAACCAUAAGUUAAGACAACUUGUUAUUAAGAACGCGUUUUUACAUGGUGAAUUGGAAGAAGAAGUGUUUAUGAGGCAGCUACAUGGGUUUGCAGAUCCACGUUAUUCUGAUUUUGUAUGCAAGCUUAAGAAAUCAUUGUAUGAUUUGAGGCAAGCUCCAAGGGCUUGGAAUGCCAAAUUCACCGGAUACUUACCAGCUAUAGGUUUUCAAGCUUCACAGUCUGAUCCUAGCUUAUUUGUCAAACAUUCAGAUUCAGAGGUUGUAAUUCUCUUACUCUAUGUUGAUGAUAUCAUUCUCACAGGUUCUAAUGAGAAGAUGGUUCAACUUGUGAUUGAUGAGUAA